This is a messenger RNA of Sardina pilchardus (European sardine), 1141 nucleotides long. It is a transcript of the gene rpl7l1, whose product is annotated as ribosomal protein L7-like 1. Bases 116 to 877 code for a protein of 253 amino acids. The transcript is spliced from 6 exons. Gene Ontology annotation, cellular component: cytosolic large ribosomal subunit. Gene Ontology annotation, biological process: maturation of LSU-rRNA from tricistronic rRNA transcript (SSU-rRNA, 5.8S rRNA, LSU-rRNA). NCBI's taxonomy places the organism in Eukaryota, Metazoa, Chordata, Actinopteri, Clupeiformes, Clupeidae. Gene Ontology annotation, molecular function: RNA binding; structural constituent of ribosome. The record is from RefSeq and is a predicted model, not a curated record.
GUCCGCUCUCCAGUCCACAUGGUGGCGGUAAAGCACCAAAAAGGAGGAGGAAACAGCAAACGAAGAAAUAGGCAGUCAACGUUGCCUCCCUUCACACGCAGCGUAACGUUGAGGAAUGAUGGCCGAUAAUGCGCUUCCAGAGUCGAGAUCUCCUAAGGUGAUCAAACUGGUUCCUGAGAACCUUUUGAAGAAAAGGAAAGCAUAUCGAGCUAUUAAAGCAACAGAAGCAAAACUUGCACUUCUUCAAAAAAGGAAGGUACAGAAAGGAAGACCUCUGCGGUUCAAGCGUUUGGAAGAUUUCCUCAAGCAUGGAAAAAGACAACACCGUGAUGAAAGACGUCUUCAAAGAGCCAAUCACAGACCUCCUGUUGACCUGCCAUCACCUAAAAACAGCCUGGCAUUUGUUGUCCGAAUCAGAGAGAUAAAAGGUGUCAGUCCCAAAGUUAUGAAAGUCCUCCACAUGUUUCGACUUCGCAAGAUCUUCAGCGGCACUUUUAUGAGAAUCAACAGAUCAUCUUUGAAGAUGCUGAAGACCAUUGAGCCAUAUGUUGCUUGGGGGUUUCCAAAUUUGAAAUCGGUCCGUGAACUUAUCCUAAAGAGAGGACAAGCAAAGAUCAAUAAAAGGAAGGUUGCUCUCACUGACAACACUGUCAUUGAAAAACAUAUGGGUGAACAUGGUAUCAUCUGUCUGGAGGACCUCAUCCAUGAAAUAUAUUCGGUUGGAAAGAACUUCAAGGCAGCGAGUCAUUUCCUCUUGCCAUUCCGGUUGUCAGUGGCUCGCCAUGCAGCCAGAGACCAGGUUGGGCUCUUGAAAGAAAUUGGGGAUGCUGGACCUCGAGCAGAAGACAUCAACAGAGUUAUAAGACAGCUGAACUAAAGGGACUUGAACACUUUACAUUGGAAAAUAUUAUGUUCUAUUCUGUUGCAAAAUUCCUUUCAUCACAUAAUCAGAUUGGUAUACCAACUUGGUAUUCUUUUGUCAUCAGCUGUAUCUCCAUCCAUUCGGCUAGUCAGUACUGGAGUCAUCUUUUCAUGCUCCAGCUUGAACAAUGAAAGUGUGAUUUAUUCUGUUGUAUUUUUUUUUUUUCAUAAUUGCUAGUGGAAUGUAAAAAAAUUCAAUAAAUGUUUUUUUUUUUUUUAC